Neohortaea acidophila is the source of this 899-nucleotide messenger RNA. RefSeq lists its product as uncharacterized. NCBI's taxonomy places the organism in Eukaryota, Fungi, Ascomycota, Dothideomycetes, Mycosphaerellales, Teratosphaeriaceae. The transcript has 4 exons. The record is from RefSeq and is a predicted model, not a curated record. The coding region runs from base 92 to 871 and encodes 259 amino acids.
CGAAAUUACAACACCGCUUUGACGCGAUCGCUGGCCAAACCGAAAGGAAAGCAUAAUGGCAGCGUAGCGAUGCAGCUUCGAAUAAUCCAUCAUGGCCGACCGUACUCUCACCGUCGAAGACGCUGACCGCCUUCUCGACACCACCGUCGUCUUCCCCGACAUCAACGCCGCGUUCCAGCGCCUCCAGCCCAUCACCAAUUUCCGCAAGGAUGAUACCGAAGCCCGCAUACUGUAUAUUUGCAGACGUGUAGCGCUGGGCGAUGCCGUUGCGGACAGUGGAGUGGAUCAAGGAAGCGAGGGAGAUCUCUACAUCCUCAAAUGCAAGGUGCAAGCACCAUCUCAGCUCGCAGGAGGCCUUGUAGACCCCAUUGAGGGCCCGAGUAGUCAUACUCUCGACGAACUGAAGGCGUUGAAGAUUUUCGCCGACACGGACUCGCCUUCGCUGCCGCACCUUAUAAGCUGGAAGACGGCCGUGCAGGGCGCAGAUGGGCCUAUGCCGGGCGGAUAUAUCGCUUACGUUGUGAUGACGAGGAUGCCUGGACUGGACUUGUUGGAGCUGAAGUUUUGGAGCAUGCCGGAGGAUCUGCAGGAGGAGAUUCGGAAGAGAUUCUUGGUCGCUAUCAAACACAUCUGGCGGCUCGGCUUCCAGCCUUAUGACUGCGCUUUACGGAAUAUCCUGUGGGAGUCUGACACCCGAACGCUAUCCAUUGUCGACUUUGAACACUAUCGUCCAGCUACCAAAGACCCGAUCAACAUGAACGAACGCGAAGAGAUGACGAAGUGGGGAAUCUUGAAGCAGCCAUUGCCACAGUUCCAUUGGCAAGCGUGGAGGCAGGCAGAAGACUUGUCAGGAUUCCCGGAGAAGUGGUAGCGCUAGAUCUACACGCAGAAAUAAACGU